Messenger RNA from Gasterosteus aculeatus aculeatus (three-spined stickleback), 2380 nucleotides. It is a transcript of the gene slc31a1, whose product is annotated as solute carrier family 31 member 1. Gene Ontology annotation, biological process: copper ion transmembrane transport. Gene Ontology annotation, cellular component: membrane. The record is from RefSeq and is a predicted model, not a curated record. Gene Ontology annotation, molecular function: copper ion transmembrane transporter activity. Lineage: Eukaryota; Metazoa; Chordata; Actinopteri; Perciformes; Gasterosteidae.
ACGUCAUGACGCAGGUUAACGGAAGCGUCCGAGUAGCAAACAUCAGAGAGACGGCGGAGAGAAGAAGUUGACGAGACCAACCACUUUCUCCUUCCUCCUCCUCCUCCUUUUCUUCGGUUUUAUUUCUGUUUAGUGUCGUGCUUCGUAGCUCAAACGGAGCGCAAGACUUCCAGACGUCUCCAGUGCUCGAUCGCCCCUCGCUCGCUGCAGGUAAGACCGUCUUCCUUUUGACCCGACUCACCUGAAGGGCUCUCAGCCAUGAACCACAGCGCCAUGGACCACAGCGCCAUGGAUCACCAUCAUAACACCAUGGCUCCGCCCACCUCCGGCGGACACGACCACGGAGGAGGAAGCGAUGGAGGACACGGGGGGAUGGUGAUGACCUUCUACUUUGGGUGCAACAACGUGGAGCUGCUCUUCACCGGCCUGCUCAUCAACUCCCCCGGAGAGAUGGUCGGGGCGUGCAUCGGUGUCUUCCUAUUGGCCGUACUGUACGAGGGGUUGAAGAUGGGCCGCGAGACGCUGCUGCGUCGCAGUCAGGUCAACGUCCGCUACAACUCCAUGCCGCUCCCGGGGGGGGACGGGACGGUGCUGAUGGAAACGCACAAGACGGUCGGCUCAGUGAAUGACAGUCGUUGUUUGGACGCGGCAAAACUUCCUGACGGAUUUAAGUCCCGCCUCUCACAACUCUCUAUCAGGCAGCGGAUGCUAAGCCCCGCCCACUUCCUGCAGACCCUGUUGCACAUCGUCCAGGUGGUCGUCAGCUACUUCCUGAUGCUCGUCUUUAUGACCUACAACGCCUACCUCUGCAUCGCCGUGGCAGCCGGCGCUGGCAUGGGCUACUUCCUGUUCAGCUGGCGGAAGGCGGUGGUGGUCGACAUCACCGAGCACUGCCAUUAGCUAGCGCGCUCGCUAGCGCUCCAAUCGGGACGUUUAGAGUUUUGCUUAUUACAAUCGCUGAGAUGCUAACGAACACCUUUGCUUCACGUUAGCCAACGUUUGCGUAGAAAAAAGACGACACUAAAUUGCAAGCGUAACCUGGUGACCAUGGUAACGCGUCGUAGGUUAACUUGCACACUAACGUCUGUAGUUAACACAUCCGACUUUUUUCUGAGUUCCAGCUUCUGAUCACCUCAGAAGGUUCUGAUUGGCCAAAUCGCAUCAUAAUGUCUCAUUUCCUUUUUGUUGCCAUGACAACUGGCAGAUCAGUGCUAGCUGCUGUUAGCCAAAAUGUUAGCCUACGUAGUUUACAUAUACACUUCUGUCGUUAGUUAGCAUAGUUAGAGGAGCCAUCAAUCAUUUAAAACAAUUUCUAACGUUCAUUUUAAGUAUCAGUUAAUACAUGUUUUAGGAAAACAUUUUCAUUUUUUUUAUUUCAAUGAAAUGAUAAAAAAUAACUUUAGAUUUGUGUUGCUGUUUGUUAAACAUUUCUCCACUAAACAAAGACAGAUUCAUCAGAUUUACUUUUAAAGAAAUGUAGGUUAAAUCUCAGCCUUCAAAAUGAUUACAUCAUUUAUUAUUUUUUAAGGGCAUGAUUCCUCUUGGUGUUCCAGCUAGCCAAUCACAAUUCAAAUGUUUUAAUUGCCGUUCUUCUACUUUUUUUUAAAAGAUCAUGAAACUUGAAGCUGCUUUUUGAGUCAAAUGCAACUUGAAAAGCCUUUUGUUCGCAUCUUUUCUCGGCCACCGUCGGCCUUAAACCGACAGCUGCCUUAACGCGGCCGACGGACGUCCUGUUCUAAACCGCCCUGAGGCCGGUGUGGAUCUGUAGGUGCUGCUCCUCUCUGCUCACUUGAUAAUAAAAUGUAUCAGUGGAGGUCGGAUUAGUGACGAGAGACAACGACCGGUUCUUAACUGAUUCACUUUUAAUUGACCUACACUGAUAUCAUCAUUAUUUAUCUGGAUUCUAUUUGAUUGGCAUUGAUUCAGACCGACAGGUGGGUGGGGUUUACCUGCUGGACCAAUUAUCAGAGUGUUGUUACUGGAUUUUUACUCUAAACUACAUUUUAGACGUCCACUUCCUGUCCAACUGGUCUGAAUCUGGGUGUGAAUCUGUUUGACGUUGUUAAAAUGAAGUUGUCUUUCUGGUUUGAACUGUCUGAAGGAAACUGUUUGUCCGAGUAUUAGUGUCUGAAUGAUGUUUUAAUUUUCACAAAAGCUGGAAACACAUAAUAAAGUUCAUGAAGAAACUCGUCAUCUCGUCUGUUCUGAGAGAACCUCAGACAGCAGAAAUGUAUUUAGUGUAACAUGUUUGUUUAUAUUAGUAUUUUACUGUAAAUCUCUUAAUCACCUCUGCAAAAUGUUCCACUCACAAAAGUACAUUUCACAGCAGAAAAUGAAUCAGACUAUUUUGAUAAUAUAAUAAAAUCUUCUAUUCAUCAUU